CGGAGCGGAGCCGCUAGAGUGGAGACGCACGCAGCGGAGUUCGGUCCGUCUCUGCUCGCAGCUAGCAAACCCCGCAGCAAGGCCACUGCGGGAAGAUGGCGACGGAAAAAACGAAACAUGAAGGAAGAGUUAAAAUUGGACAUUACAUUCUCGGAGACACGCUCGGAGUGGGGACGUUCGGAAAGGUUAAAGUGGGCCAACAUGAGCUUACUAAGCACCAAGUGGCGGUGAAAAUCUUGAACAGGCAGAAGAUCCGCAGUUUGGAUGUGGUGGGAAAGAUUCGCCGGGAGAUCCAGAACCUCAAGCUUUUCAGGCACCCUCACAUAAUUAAACUGUAUCAGGUUAUUAGCACCCCUACAGACAUCUUCAUGGUGAUGGAGUACGUCUCAGGAGGAGAGCUCUUUGACUACAUCUGCAAAAAUGGAAAGUUGGAUGAAAAGGAAAGUCGUCGACUGUUCCAGCAGAUUAUUUCAGCAGUAGACUACUGCCACAGGCACAUGGUGGUACAUCGAGACCUCAAGCCAGAAAAUGUGCUGCUUGAUGCACACAUGAAUGCCAAGAUUGCAGACUUUGGUUUGUCGAACAUGAUGUCAGAUGGAGAGUUCCUGAGAACAAGUUGUGGUUCUCCAAACUAUGCUGCUCCUGAGGUGAUUUCAGGAAGGUUAUAUGCUGGUCCAGAGGUGGACAUCUGGAGUAGUGGGGUCAUUCUCUAUGCCUUGUUAUGUGGGACACUCCCCUUUGAUGACGAUCACGUGCCAACACUCUUUAAAAAGAUCUGCGAUGGGAUCUUUUUCACCCCGCAGUAUCUGAACCCCUCAGUAAUAAGUCUCCUUAAGCACAUGUUGCAGGUGGACCCAAUGAAAAGAGCCACCAUCAAAGAAAUCCGAGAAGAUGAGUGGUUCAAACAAGACCUACCCAAGUACUUGUUCCCUGAGGACCCCUCCUAUAGCAACAACAUGAUUGACGACGAGGCGUUGAAGGAGGUUUGUGAGAAGUUCGAGUGCACAGAGGAGGAGGUCCUGGCCUGCAUAUACAGUCGUAACCAUCAGGAUCCAUUGGCCGUGGCCUACCAUCUUAUCAUUGACAAUCGCCGCAUCAUGAGUGAAGCCAAGGACUUCUACCUGGCAUCAAGCCCUCCUGACUCUUUUCUAGAUGAUCAGCACCUGACUUCGUCUGGUGCGGCUGUGGCCGGCAUUAUCAAGCCUCACCCUGAACGCGUACCCUUUCUUGUGGCGGAGACUCCUCCCAGGCCUCGCCACACACUGGAUGAACUGAACCCCCAGAAGUCCAAGCACCAGGGUGUUAGAAGGGCCAAGUGGCACCUGGGUAUCCGCAGUCAGAGUAGGCCCAAUGAUAUCAUGUCAGAAGUGUGUCGUGCCAUGAAACAGCUCGACUAUGAGUGGAAGGUUGUGAAUCCAUAUUAUCUACGUGUGAGAAGGAAGAAUCCUAUUACUGGGAUGCAAACCAAAAUGAGCCUUCAACUCUACCAGGUGGACAGUAGAACCUACCUCCUUGACUUCCGUAGCAUAGAUGAUGAUAUGUUGGAGACAAAAUCUGGAACUGCUACCCCUCUCCGCUCUGGGUCUGUGGGCAACUACCGCACCACUAUUAAGAGCGAUGUAGACGGGGCAGACGUCCCGGCUACAUCUAGCACUGUGCACCCCACCAAGGCUGCAGAAGGCUCCUUAGCUUCAUCGUUGACCUCAUCCAUCGACUCAACGGGAGGAGGGGACAACGCUCCUGUCCCUCGACCAGGAAGCCACACCAUCGAGUUCUUCGAGAUGUGCGCUAACCUUAUUAAACUACUUGCACGAUAGCUUGCAAAACAAUCGCUAGCCUUUUUUCCUCUCCGAGUGUCUUUAUAGCAAUAAGCAUGCAACCGAUUCAUGGCUCAGUUCAUCCUGGCUGAGGAUGGAGUGAUUGUUCCAUGGCACUGAUGCAGGUUGGUGUUCCCUGAGCUGAAGGGAUGCACACUGAGCUGACUAGGGUACAAGGGGUUCUGAGGAAAGACGAAUGACAAGCUACUUAAUUAGCUAGGAGCGAACAACAUAUAGGAGGGGUUUUUUAUAAUUUCCUGAUCAAUUUAAUAGCAAAUGUCCCACAUCCGAUCUAUACAUAUAUGCGCAAGUGAUUACACUGAAUUUUCCGUACUGUAGCCAGUGAGCACUGCUUUCCAGUACAGACAACGAGCUCACGUUUUCGCCUGCAUAGAAGGAAGCCACACAUUGAGGUUGGAAAUUUGGGUGGCGGUUAUAGGAUGCAGGAAGCACUUUUGCACAAGUUUCUUUUAUUUCCUGCUGCUCUUUUUUUUUUUCUCUCAGUGGGGAUCAGAGAAGUGGUGCGGAUGUAUCGGGGCGCUGCACUGGCUAUAACUAGGGUGGUCUUGCCCGUCACAUUCAUUGGACUCUGAAGAAGUGCAGUGACCCCUGUAUUUCUGUCUUGUGUCAGGGACAACAGAAUGCUUCAUCAGAUUUAUGUUAGGUUUUCUUUUUUGUGAAUCUGAGUGAGGUGAAAUUUUCAUGGUUUUGUCCUUGUUGUACAAAAUUGUUUGAAUUUGUCUGUCCCCCACAUUUUUAUAUAUAAAGACAUGAAUAUAUUUAUCAGUGCGUUAAGUGGAUGGAGUGUUGGUUCUAAUGGAAAUUGAAUUUUUUUUUCUUUCUUGCAUUAAGAUCUAUUGCUGGAUGGUAUAUAUUUUCAUUUUUUACUGUUUUUUUAAAUCAAUAUCACAGUUUUGUUUCCUUCAAUCACAACUAUUCUGAUACUUGAUUGUUUUUCCAGAUAACUAUAACCUGCUUUUACCAUGUAAGAGAUACUUUGCCAUGACAGUCAAAAUCUAGAAAUAUAUCAUUUUCAAUGUCACAUAUUAAAAUGACAAAUUGAUUUUGACUUUUUUUGUUAUAUUUUCGCUAUUUCUUUAUUUCCUUUUUUAGAGUAAUGCAUAGGAUUUAAGUUUGAUUUCUGAGUGAAAUGCCUUUUGACUACAUUCAUUUUGUAAAUGCCAAUCCAUCACAUGUAUAGGCCUCAGGGCUCGGUUUGAAAAGGAGUAGCAGCAAUUACAUGCAGUGCAUGGACAAUAUUGGCAGGCGAGUACAUCCAAAAUCUUAUCAUUUUUGAACAUGUUAAUGUUUUGAGUUUCCACACAUUCCUUUGAAGGUUGACUUUAAACAAAAGUUUCAUAUGUUUAAACCUGAAACAGACUUGUGAGCUUGGAAUUCUAAAGCCCUGUCGGUCGAUCACAAUUCUGAUGACAGGAAAAACACACAAGCAUGAAGAUGGUACAUGUGUGGCAAAUUUAUAUUUGAUAACAAAAUGUCAGAACGUUACACUUGCAAGCUCACAAAGUCUUAGAUUUGUCUUUAAUUGUAAGUAUAAUGUGUCUCACUCCAUUUCCUGUCCACGGUCUUAAUGUUUUAAGUGGUGUCUGUUUGGCUGCCUUAAUAUCAGUACUGUUUUUCAGUUUUUCAUGUCAGUAAAAGUUGCAAUUCAGUUCUGGUCAGAAUUAUUGGCACUUUCUGCAGUUUUAAUAACACACCAAUGACGGUGUCAGUGUUGAUUCACAAUUACUGUUAGUUAAAAAAAAAUACUAUUCUAAACAUUUGGCAUUACAGAUAAAAACAUUAAACUGCUAAAAUGUUAACAUCUUAUGUUGUUACUGAACUAUUGUAGAGAUCAGUAACUGCUACUGUUGGGUUUUCCUAUUGCUGUUGUCUUUAAUCAUUUCAGUAGGAAAACCCAAGCAAGCUUCAAAGGAAAAUUUGUCGUGUCAUCAUCAGUCCAUUAAACCAGGAUUUUAAGAAUUUUGCUUGUUCUCAUUGUAAAAUCAGAAAGAUGUGUUUUUUAUUCUCAAGUGUCAGCAGUGGCUGAAGUCUGGAUUUCCAGUGUUUAGCUCUCCACAGCUUUAAAAUCUGAAAUAUGUCAUUUGUAUAAACAGUUUACAUUUCAAAGAUAUAAUUCAGCAAAAAUUGCUAUAAGUGACAAUAAUUGUGAUCAUCUUGUUUCUCUUGUCGUCCUGCUGGGGCAGGCUUGGACUGAAAUACUAAGUUGAUAUUUGACCUCUAUGUCUCAGUUUUAAACUAGAGUUAUGGUGAUCAUAGAACACAUGUACUAUGGCCUCGGAAAGAUAUUGUAAAACUAAACGUUUGUAGUCUUAAAGGGCAGAUGCAAGUUCUGUUUACAAAAGCGUCAUGGCUUACGUGAUGGAUUUUGUAGGAAAGAUGAAUGUGCAAAUAAAGUGAACUUUUUGCCAGCGUGUGGAGUCGUGUCCUAGUGGACUGUUCAACUCAGUAUCUGAACUGCUUCAAAGAAAUAUUAUUCUAUUUUUGUUUGGUUUGUAAGGGGACCCUACCAGACUGACCAGUGUAAAUCUGAAUGGACAGUGUUGAAUCAUUUGUAUACACAAUUGCCUAAUAAACUGCUAAAUUGCA
Molecule: messenger RNA, 4424 nt
Organism: Amphiprion ocellaris (clown anemonefish)
Lineage: Eukaryota; Metazoa; Chordata; Actinopteri; Pomacentridae
Gene: prkaa1
Product: protein kinase, AMP-activated, alpha 1 catalytic subunit
Exons: 9
Coding region: 96-1817 (573 amino acids)
Biological process (GO): intracellular signal transduction; protein phosphorylation
Cellular component (GO): cytoplasm
Molecular function (GO): ATP binding; protein serine/threonine kinase activity
Source: RefSeq, a predicted model, not a curated record